Aspergillus ibericus CBS 121593 is the source of this 2596-nucleotide messenger RNA. RefSeq names its product putative G-patch domain protein (TFIP11). The transcript has a single exon. Gene Ontology annotation, cellular component: U2-type post-mRNA release spliceosomal complex. The coding region runs from base 102 to 2426 and encodes 774 amino acids. Gene Ontology annotation, molecular function: nucleic acid binding. Lineage: Eukaryota; Fungi; Ascomycota; Eurotiomycetes; Eurotiales; Aspergillaceae. The record is from RefSeq and is a predicted model, not a curated record. Gene Ontology annotation, biological process: spliceosomal complex disassembly.
CGAGAUUCUCGAGAUUCCCCAUCAUGUUGCCGGGCUUCCUCCCGUUUCUCUCCUCAUAAUCUCAGUCCCUCGUUUCCGUCGUCUUAUCCCCCGGUCCGGCCAUGGAGUCCCCCCCGUCUUCGCCUUAUGCCAGCCAAAAACGCAAAAUCGCCGACAUGAGUUCCGACGAAGAGGAAGAAGCCUAUCGCCCAACCAUGGGCUUCCGCGGCUUUGCUCGUGCAUCGUCUCGCUCCGAGUCGCCUCCCUCACACGGCGGGCUAGGCAGUGGUCGUCGCAAUCCCUGGAAUAAUAACGCGCAACCAGCGAUGAAAGGCGGCAACAACAAUACCGGCAAAGGAGCCUCCUCGGGAGGCAACUCGUUUGCCGCCCGUAUGAUGGCCAAGAUGGGCUAUGUCGAAGGACAGGGUCUUGGUUCAUCUGGGCAAGGUAUCAUCAAUCCGAUCGAGGCCCAAGCUCGGCCCCAGGGUGCCGGUUUGGGUGCGGUCCGUGAGAAGACGAAACAAGCACGAGCGGAGGAGAAACGGGCAGCAGCUCUUCGGGGCGAGUCCGUCGACGACAGUUCUGAUGAGGAGCGGAAAAGGCGACAAAAGAAAAAGGAGGAGCGCAAACGAGAGGGCAGAAGCGGGACAGGAACCCCGGUGGCUCGCGCGAAGCCUCAGUUCCGGACUGCGCGCGAGAUGGAGAAGGACAUGGAGGGCUUGGAGGUUCCGAAUGUGCUGAAGUCGCUGAUUGAUGCCACCGGAAAGGAUCAAAAGGUGUUAACAUCCACCGCUGGUUUGAUGACGCCGCAAACAUUCGUCACUCAGGGCGAGGGCGAGGCCUGGAAGAUUGCGCAGCGCGCCCGCAACGACCUGGAAGCGUUCGCAGAUGAAUGGAAGGGUUUGACAGAGAGGAAGAAAUACAUCGACUUUGAGGAGGCCCAAAUCGUCGAGCAGCUGGACACGAAUCAGCUCAAAGCCGACCAGCUGAGCGAGCUCGUCGCAGCGAUCGGGCAACUGGAAAUUUUCCAGAAAGAAGACACCCGAGCCAAGUUCGACGAACUGACCGAUAAGCUGGAAUCAAUGGAGAUGAAGUACCGCAACGAGAUCGACGAAUACCGACUGUCAGAAACGGCCGUCGCCGCGAUCCAUCCUCUGUUCCGUCAAGCGAUGGAAGAAUGGGAGCCUCUCAAGGACCCGACAUACCUCGUCUCCAACCUCCGUCGUCUCCAACCGCUUCUACUCCGAAAAGCCAAAGACGAGCACACUCAGCGACAGUCGACAUCCCCCUACGAGACCAUGCUCUAUACCCUAUGGCUUCCCCGCGUGCGCUCCGCCCUCCUCAACGACUGGGACGUGUUCGAAUCCGCCCCAGCGACCUCCCUCAUCAUCGCCUGGAAAGAGCUUCUCCCAUCCUUCAUCUACGCCAACGUCCUGGACCAGCUCGUGGUCCCCAAGCUCACCAACGGCCUGAAAGAAUGGAAACCCCGCAGCAGCAGCAGACGCCACCACACCUCCUCCUCCAACAGCACCCGCUUCCCGUGGUGGCUCUUCACCUGGCUCCAAUACCUUGACGAGCGUCACACCAACCCCAAGCAACCAACCGGCCUCCUAUCCGACGCGAAGCGCAAAUUCCGCGUCGUCCUCGACACCUGGGACCUCAGCAAGGGUCUAAUCAGCGGCAUCGAGCUCUGGCGCGACGCCCUCGGCUCCGAAUUCAACGUCUGUCUCCGCAACCAUCUUCUCCCCCGCCUCGGCCGCCACCUCCGCGAAGACUUCGAAGUCAACCCGCAAGACCAAGACCUCACCCCCCUCGAAAACGUCCUCAAAUGGAAAGACUUCUUCAAACCCAACGUCACGGGUCUCCUCCUCGUCGCCGAAUUCUUCCCCAAAUGGCACAACAUCCUCUACAUCUGGCUCACCAACGACCCCAACUACGAAGAAGUCGCCGAAUGGUUCACCUGGUGGCGCACCCAAAUCCCCUCCGACAUCAACGAUCUCACCAUCGUCGACGACGAAUGGAACAAGGGUCUCCAAACCAUGGACCUCGCCUCCCAACUCGGCGACCGCGCCGCCGCCGAACUCCCUGCCCCUUCAUCCUCCACCACCACAACCACAACCACAACCGCCCCAACCGAACCCACCUCGAAACCCCUCCCCACCUCACCCCCCCGCAAACCCAAACAAAAAAUCCUCGAAGAAGUCGCCUUCAAGGAUAUUCUCGAGUCCUGGUGUCUCGAGCAAGGUCUCAUCAUGCUGCCCUUGCGGGAAGCACAUCCGCAGAACGGCCAACCGUUGUUCCGUAUUACGGCCAGUGCCACGGGCAAGGGUGGGGUGGUGGCUUUCGUGCAGGGCGAUGUGGUCUGGGUGCAGAAUAAGAAGGCCAAGGAGACGUGGGAGCCCAUGGGGUUGGAGGAUCGGUUGGUGGAGAGGGCGGAGGGGAAAUAAGCAUGACUCUAGAUAGAUAUGUUAUGUUGUGUUUGGCGAUAGGGUUAUUAUUUCAGUUCUUCUUUUGUAUUUAUGAUACCAUAUGGAUAUUAUGCCUUGGGCAGCUUUCUUGUGUAUAAUGAUGUGAACUAAUGUAUCCAGUGUCAGGAAGAAAGGGUUAAUAGGAUCAC